GUUUACAACUUACAGUGCAGUCCCCUCUGCAUCACACUUCCUCGUUAAUAAAAGAACCUCCUAACUGUUGAGUUACGCCUUUACCCUCAAUAGAUAAGACACUAAACAUUUGGAAUGGCCUAACAUGCGUCGCGUUGUUGUGACUGGCCUCGGCGCCAUCACCCCGCUCGGCAUGGGCAUCCGCCGCACCUGGCAGCGUCUGCUUGCCUCCGAGUCCGGGUUGGUCAGUGUCGCCGAGCGCGGCAGAGACGCUCUUGAGCAAUCCCGAUGGCGUGAAUUGACCAGCACCGUGGCCGGCGUUGUGCCCACCAAAUCAGAUGAUGGUCGCGACGGGGUCGAUGAAGGCAUCUGGCGACCGUCGGAUUGGCUUGACGCCGCUGACCAGCGCCGCAUGUCCACCUUUGCGCAGUACGCCGUCGCCGUGGCCGAGAUGGCAUUGCGAGAUGCUGGGUGGAAGCCUAUGGGCCCUAAGGAGCAAGAGAUGACCGGCGUGUGUCUGGGCAGUGGCAUCGGGAAUCUGGACGACUUCUACGCCACGAGUGUGGCCUUUGGGCAAGGGGGCUACAGAAAGGUCUCGCCACUGUUUGUGCCCAAGAUACUGAUCAACCUCGCCUCGGGACACGUUGCCAUGCGCUACGGGCUCCGGGGCCCAAACCAUGCGGCUACCACCGCCUGCACAACCGGCGCCCACUCGGUUGGGGAUGCCGCGCGGUUCAUUGCGUUUGGCGACGCCGAUGUCAUGGUGGCGGGCGGAGCCGAGUCCUGCAUUCAUCCGCUCACGCUUGCGGGGUUCGGACGCUCCAGGUCGCUGUCCACUGCGUUCAACCAUGACCCGCCAGCGAGCUGUCGUCCGUUCGAUGCUGAUCGCGCAGGGUUCGUGGUCGCCGAGGGCGCCGCUGUGCUUGUGCUCGAGGAGCUGGAGCAUGCCAAGCGCAGGGGAGCCAGGAUCCUGGCCGAGGUGAGAGGAUAUGGGUGUAGCGGCGAUGCGUACCACAUGACGGCGCCGAGAGAGGAUGGGUCGGGCGCCCUUUCCGCCAUGAAGAAGGCGUUGAAGAAUGCCGGGAUCAAGCCCGCGCAGGUGGAUUACAUCAACGCCCAUGCCACCGGCACCCAAGUCGGGGACGCUGCCGAGACGGCGGCCAUACGCUCCUUGAUGAUGGGUGAGGACGGAGUGGACGACGAGAGCAAGGUCACGGUAAGCAGCACCAAGGGCGCCAUUGGACAUCUCCUGGGGGCGGCGGGCGCCAUCGAAGCCGUGUUUUCCGUUCUUGCUAUCACCGAGAAUGCUGUCCCUCCUACGUUGAAUCUGCACAGGCCGGAUGUCGGCGCCGGGUUUAACUUCGUCCCGCUCCAGGCGCAACAGAAGAAGAUCAAGGUGGCCGUGUCCAACAGCUUCGGCUUUGGCGGCACCAACGCCUCGCUGGUCUUUUCCGAGCUGGAAUGAGAUCGCCGAGCCGGAACGAUCUGGGCGUAUUUCCCGGCUUGGUAGAUUGAGUAAGGGGUUUGUAUGUUAGUUGUAUAUGUGCUGUACAUAUUACCAUGUGAACGUAUCCUAUUGCAAUUGCAGC
Messenger RNA from Chaetomium strumarium, 1568 nucleotides. RefSeq names its product thiolase-like protein. Bases 125 to 1444 code for a protein of 439 amino acids. The transcript is spliced from 3 exons. The record is from RefSeq and is a predicted model, not a curated record. Gene Ontology annotation, molecular function: 3-oxoacyl-[acyl-carrier-protein] synthase activity. Gene Ontology annotation, biological process: fatty acid biosynthetic process. Lineage: Eukaryota; Fungi; Ascomycota; Sordariomycetes; Sordariales; Chaetomiaceae. Gene Ontology annotation, cellular component: mitochondrion.